AGAGGAACAGAAGGAGUGUUAAUUAGUAGCACCUAGUUUAGAUUCAUAUCGAUCUACGAAUUAAUGGCGACUCUGCAAAAAUUCAAGCUACUAGGCACGCAGUGCACGAUAGCAGGAAGUCCGGGGAGGAGCCCGAGUGCAAGUCCUGUCAUCCACAUCCGCCGACAUAAAACUCUCCACAUGCUUCUCAACCGUUCGUCUGGUUCAGAGCGCCACCGAUUCGGCCAUUGCGAUGACCGAGAGAAGGUUGCGGAUCAGUCUCCAAAAAAAACCGCUGCUACUGAAACCAAUAACAAGAAGGGCGACAGUAAGAGAGAAGGAAAGGGGAGAAGGAAAUUGAAGGAGCUUUUUGUGUCUUCGCCGCCUUUUGAAGAGAUGGAGAGUAAAGAGUGGAGUGGAUGAUAGUGAAGGGUUGUUACCAGCUCCGAGGAGCGUUUGAUUCUAAUUUUUGUAGCUCAUUUGUGUAAUUUUCAAUUUUGUUUUUUAUUCGACCUUCCUUCUAGCUUUUCUUUUAAUUGUAGGUCAACCCUCCCGCCAGUUUCAAACGCCAAGUCACCGAUAAUCUUCAGAAGUAGAUGGUUUUUUGAGUCUUUCAGAUAGUGCCUUUUUCUUUUUCCUGUUUGUUUUUGGGAAGAAAAGAAGAAUAAGAGAGAGAAAUUUUGGAUCUUGUGUUUCUGGAUUUUUCAAGAUGAAUGAAAAUGGAAAAUCUUA
Messenger RNA from Rubroshorea leprosula, 711 nucleotides. NCBI's taxonomy places the organism in Eukaryota, Viridiplantae, Streptophyta, Magnoliopsida, Malvales, Dipterocarpaceae. The record is from the annotation of a GenBank genome assembly.